AUGGAUAUGCCACCAAUUCAUAUGUGUGUAUUUCUCAAUUACGAACAUGAACAGUUAAAAGCAGAAAUUCUCGAAUUGGAAAAUCAUAUCACCCAUCUGGAAAAGAUCCGCAGUGAAAAGAAAUCAGAUCAUCAUUAUUCCUGUUCGAUUUCGUGUCAAACAACGACCCCUGCUCACCAACAACUGAACCUUCUUCCACAUCCCGUCAGAUCUUCGGCAGAUGAAGAAGCUCAUUUACAUCGUCUUGUGAAUGCUCAAAAUGAACUACUGAAAAAGUACGAACAAGAUGCGAUUGUCAAUCGUCAUCAGAGACAGUUGCAAGUUUCGCCACCGAGCGCUCUCAUCCACGAUUAUGAACGACGCUUGAUUCGUUCUCAAAAAGCCAAAGAACAGGCUGAACAACGAGCACUCGCCGCCCAAAAGCGUAUGAGUAAAUUAGAAGAACGAUACGAACAUAUGCGUCGAAAGAUGAGCGUUUUGGAUGACGGUUUUUUCGAAGAAGUCAACCAACUAAAAUUUGCCGUACAGCAGGCCAUGGGUCUCAGUCGAGAAUACGAAAAAACUAUUCAAAUGUUGAGCGCUCAACUGGGCGUCACCUACCCAGUUGAAGAUUCCUAA
This is a messenger RNA of Adineta ricciae, 618 nucleotides long. Lineage: Eukaryota; Metazoa; Rotifera; Eurotatoria; Adinetida; Adinetidae. The record is from the annotation of a GenBank genome assembly.